Molecule: messenger RNA, 3273 nt
Organism: Pneumocystis carinii B80
Lineage: Eukaryota; Fungi; Ascomycota; Pneumocystomycetes; Pneumocystales; Pneumocystaceae
Exons: 1
Coding region: 1-3273 (1090 amino acids)
Source: RefSeq, a predicted model, not a curated record
AUGGCACGGCCGGUUAAGAGGCAAGUAGUACAAGUAGUACAAGUAGCAGAGGAGAUUAAGGAGGAACACCUUUUGGCUUUCAUUCUGAAGGAGAAAUAUAAAGAUGACGCUGAAUGCAAAAAAAUUCUCAAGGAAUAUUGCGAUGAUUUGAAGAAAGUAGAUGCUGAAUUCAAAGUGAAUGAUAAAGUUAAAGGACUUUGUGGUGGUGAUGAUACAAAACGAAACGAAAAAUGCACAGGCCUGAAAGCCAAAGUUGAAAAAGUAUUGAAAACUUUUGAAGAUGAACUUGAAACUGCAUUGGUAGAGAUAAAUGAAGAAGAAUGUAAAAAACAUGAAGAAAAAUGUAUACUUUUAGAAGAGACGAAUCAUGAAGAUAUUAAGGAGAAGUGUGUCGAGUUGAGGGAAGGAUGUUACAAAUUGAAGCGUGAAAAGGUGGCAGAGGAUCUUCUUUUGAGGGCGCUCGGAAAGGAUGUUAAAAAUGGUGAAUGUGAAAAAAAGAUGAAAGAUGUUUGCUCAGUGUUAAGCCGAGAAAGCGACGAAUUGAUGUCUUUUUGCCUUGAUUCUGCUAAAACGUGUGGAGAGCUGAAAACAAAAUUGGAUACUGUUUGCGAGGCUUUAAAAACAAAAUUGGCGAAAGAUUUCGAAAAAGAUUGUCAUGAAAGACUUGAGAAAUGUCAUUUUUACGGAGAAGCGUGUACUGAAACAAAGUGCGAGGAGGAUAAGACGAAAUGUGAGAAAGAAGGAGUCAUAUAUAAAGCGCCGGAAUCUGAUUCUAGUCCGGUGAAGCCGAGGGCGUCGUUGUUGAGAAGUAUUGGGUUCGAUGAUGUCUAUAAAAGAGCUGAAAAAGAAGGAAUUCUUAUUGGAAAAGUAGGCGUAGAUCUACCAAGAAGGUUUGGUGAUGAUUUUCUGCAAGAUCUCUUACUACUCUUGGGCGAAGAUGAGGGUGAUGCAGGGAAGAAUGAUGAUGCGCAAAAGAAAUGCGAAAAAGCGUUAAAAAAAUGUGAAACUUCUAAGCAUUUGGAUCAUGAUUUGGAAAAGUUAUGCAAAGAUGAAAAGAAUAAACAAGAGAAAUGCAAAGAAUUACUAGAUGUAAAUGUAAAAGAAAGAUGUACAAAUCUCAAAUUAAAUCUUUAUCUGAAAGAUUUGUCUACAAAAUAUGAAAAAGCUGAUUCAGAUCUUUUAUUCUGGAGACAACUGCCAACAUUAUUUACAAAGGGAGAGUGUACAGAACUUGAGUCGGAAUGUUUUUAUUUAAAAAAGGCGUGUAAUAAGGAGAUUGAUCAGGCGUGUCAAAAUGCACGAGCAGCGUGCUAUAAAAAAGGACAAUAUAGGAUGUUGAAUAUGCUCUUUCGAGAGGGGUUGAAGGAGAAGCCUGAUAAUAUAAAAUACUAUGAUGAGAAUCCUCAAAAAUGUCAAGAAUUUGUGGUAGGAAGCUGUACAAAACUUAAAAAAUAUCUUCCACAAUGUCUUUACCCUAAAGAACUAUGUUAUGCGGUUUCAGAUGAUAUUUUUCUUCAAUCCAAAGAGUUAGGUGUGCUUUUGGAUGAUCGGAGAGAUUUUCCAUUUGAAAAGGAUUGUCUUGAGUUGGAGGAGAAGUGUGCUCAACUUGAAACUUAUUCAAAUUCGAAUUCUCAAAAGUGUAUAACAUUGAGAAGGCGCUGUAAAUACUUAAGAGUUUCAGAGGGAUUUAGAAAGGUAUUUUUAAAAAGAGAAGAUGAUUCGUUAAACAAAGAAAACUGUACGAAGGCAUUGCAAGAAAAAUGUGAUGCUUUAUCUAGGAAAAGGAGGAAUCCAUUUGGGUUUUCAUGUGCUUUGCUAGAAGAAACAUGUGAAUAUAUGGUAGCCCGUACAAAAGAUGAAUGUUUUUAUUUAAAAGACAACAUGGAGAGUAAAGCAAUUCUACAAGAAAUUGAAAAAGCAAAUAAAAAUGAAACAACACUUGAAGAACUCUGCACAACAUGGGGCCGACAUUGUCACCAACUUAUGGAGAAUUGUCCGGAUGACUUGAAAAAAAAAGAGGAGAAAGAUCAUAACUGUCUAAAACUUGAAGAAGAAUGCAGUGAAACCUUUAAAAAGUUGAAAUCGAAGGAUAAGCUGACUCAUCUGUUGAAAGGCAGUUUAAACAAGAAAGAAAAAUGUAAAGAAACAUUAGGAAAAGAUUGCACUGAGUUGAAAAAGAAUGAUACAUUCAAAAUUCUUCUUGGUGAAUGUAAAUCUGAUACCACGGAAAAUGUUUGCGAAAAAUUAGUUGAUAAACUACAGAAGAGAUGUCCUACUUUAAAAACCGAUCUGGAGAAUGCGAAAAAAGAGUUGACAAAGAUGAAGAAUGAGUACGAUGAGCUCAAACAGGCGGCAGAAAAAUCUACAGAGGCAGCUAAGUUAUUGCUAUCAAGACCUAGACAAACUGUAAUGCCAAGUGCGCAGAAUGGCAGUGCUUCUGGACCAGCACCAGCACCAGCAGGAUCAGAGUCGUCAUCAGCAUCAGGGCCACUACCACCAUCACCACCACAAGAUGGAACAUCAGACACACCAAAUGGAAAGCCAGGUGCACCAGGUGGAACGACAGACGCAUCAGGUAAAACGCCAAGCACAGGAGAUGGAACACCAGGCACAUCAGGUAGUGGAACGCCAAACUAUGUAAAAUUUGGACUCGUUAAAAGAGCAUAUGUAGCUGAAGGAGUAUCAGAAGCAGAGGUCAAAGCAUUUGAUGCAACGACGAUAGCAUUGGAAUUGUAUUUGGAAUUGAAAGAGGAAUGCAGCGCUUUACAACUAGAUUGCAGUUUUAGAGAUGAUUGUUCAGAUCUUCAAGUUUGUGGAGAAAUAGACACGUUAUGCGGAGGAAUAAAACCAUUAGAAAUUAAGCCUCAUCAUACAGAGACGCAAAAAGAAAUCUCAACCACUACGACGACCACUACGACGACUACUACCACGACUACUACCACGACUACGACGACAACAACUACUACAACCAAGCAGGGAAGUGGAGGAAAAGUAACAGAAGAGUGUACAAUGAUACAAACAACAGAUACAUGGGUGACAAGUACAUCAUUGCAUACGAGUACGACAACGAGUACGUCAACGGUGACAUCGACAGUGACAUUGACGUCGAUGCGCAAGUGCAAACCUACCAAAUGUACCACCGAUUCAAGCAGAGAGACAGAAGAAGGAGGAAAAGAAGAAGAAGAAGUGAAACCGAAUGAUGGGAUGAAAAUAAGAGUUCCUGAUAUGAUUAAAAUAAUGUUGUUGGGAGUGAUUGUUAUGGGGAUGAUGUAA